Messenger RNA from Mustela lutreola (European mink), 1537 nucleotides. RefSeq names its product hes family bHLH transcription factor 7 (gene HES7). Gene Ontology annotation, cellular component: nucleus. Bases 479 to 1240 code for a protein of 253 amino acids. Gene Ontology annotation, biological process: regulation of transcription by RNA polymerase II; anterior/posterior pattern specification; regulation of neurogenesis. The transcript is spliced from 5 exons. Gene Ontology annotation, molecular function: DNA-binding transcription factor activity, RNA polymerase II-specific; protein dimerization activity; RNA polymerase II cis-regulatory region sequence-specific DNA binding. The record is from RefSeq and is a predicted model, not a curated record. Lineage: Eukaryota; Metazoa; Chordata; Mammalia; Carnivora; Mustelidae.
UGUGGAAGGCAGCAGGACCCCCGGGCUGGGAGGACGGGGCUCGGAGGGAGGACCUUGGGAAUCCUGAUGGGGACCCAGAGCCUCCAACUCUGCCAUAGGGUAAAAAACUCGAGUAUUAAUAUUUGCUAGAAAUGUUAGACAGAGAUGCUUCUCAAACAUUUUAUCAGACUUCUCCAUUAUCUGGGAACAAGAGGGAGGAGAAAAAAAAAAAAUACGAGGCUAUGCAUUGGCCGGGAAUCGAACCCGGGCCUCCCGCGUGGCAGGCGAGAAUUCUACCACUGAACCACCAAUGCAAUCAGCUACUAGCUUUUUAGGGACUCUACCUGAGCUUGGAAGAGGUGGAGGCGGCGGUGACCAGGCGGAAGGUGCCGGCCAGGGGCGCGGCGGAGGAGUGGCCGCGAGUAGCUGACGGGGGUGGAGCGCCAGGCCAGCCUUCCUCCCGCCCGGAUCCGGCCACCCGGCCAUAAAGUCGCCCCAUAUGGCCAGGGGCGGCCCCACACCCGGGUGCGAACAGCCCGGGGCCCCGAGCCUCGCGUGCAGGCACUUUAUCUGGAAGCCUCCGAGUGCUCACGCACCAUUCUGCAGAGGGUCGAGUUCUUGGUUUGAGAUGCUGAAGCCGCUGGUGGAGAAGCGGCGCCGGGACCGCAUCAACCGCAGCCUGGAAGAGCUCAGGCUGCUGCUGCUGGAGCGGACCCGGGACCAGAACCUCCGCAACCCGAAGCUGGAGAAAGCAGAGAUACUGGAGUUCGCCGUGGGCUACUUGAGGGAGCGAAGCCGGGUGGAGCCCCCGGGGGUCCCCCGGUCCCCAGCCCAGGACGCCGAGGCGCUCGCCAGCUGCUACUUGUCCGGCUUCCGCGAGUGCCUGCUUCGCCUGGCGGCCUUCGCGCACGACGCCAGCCCGGCCGCCCGCGCCCAGCUCUUCUCCGCGCUGCAUGGCUACCUGCGCCCCAAGCCGCCCCGGCCGGAACCGGUAGAUCCGAGGCCCCAAGCGCCGCGCCCACCGCUGGAUCCCGCCGCCCCGGCGCCCGGCCCCGCGCUGCACCAGCGCCCCGCAGUGCACCAGGGCCCCCGUAGCCCGCGCUGCGCCUGGUCCCCGUCCCCCUGCUCGCCCCGCGCUGGGGAUUGCGGCGCGCCGGCGCCCCUCACCGGACUGCUGCCGCCGCCGCCGCCUCACAGACAAGACGGGGCGCCCAAGGCCCCGCCGCCCCCGCCGCCCGCUUUCUGGAGACCUUGGCCCUGAGCUUUGGGGGGUGGGGUGGGGGCGGGGGCUGGGGGUGAGGUAGAGACUCCAGCCCGAGGGCAGCAGAGGGACCCGGGCGUCGGGGCGAGCAGGUGUUGGGGAGGGCGGCGGGGCGCGCGGGCGCAGCGCGCGGGUGAGAUGUGGUCUAUAUUAGAGUAUCUAUAUAAAUAUAUAUUUCCCCGGUUCCUGUCCCUUUUCCCUGCCCCCCCUUGCGUCUAGGAUUGUACCCUCUCUGCCCCCGGCCCAGCCCCAGUCCCUUCCCGAGUCCCUAGUGCAUGGAAUAAAGUGGUUAUUAAA